AUGAGUCUACAUAACUCUAAACAAUACAUUUCCAGUAAAAGCCCUUUCAAAGGCCCAUUUCCACUUUCUUAGUUCCUUGAAGAAAGACAUUAAGAUAUAUAAGGAAACCAUUUAGUGUUUUAAAAUCACAAUAUCGAUGAAAUUGAUGAGCUCUACAUGGAUAUGUCAAAAAUAAGAUCUAUUGAUCUCUCAUCAAACAGACUCAAAUCUCUAAAAGGGAUUCAACAAUUUUAAGAUUUAAGAAACUUAAAUAUUUCAAAUAACUAAAUUUCAGAUGUAAGCGAACUUUUCUAUCUUAAAGAGUUGCAGAAUUUAUAGAUCCUAAAUUUGAAUAACAAUCCAGUUGUUUAAUAAUAAAACUACAAACUCACUUUAAUGACUAUUCUACCUAAAUUAUAGGUUUUAGAUAGUAAAAAAUUAUCUUAGACAGAUGUAGAAGAAAAUACAAGAUAAGUCAAGUUUAUGAACAACUAACUGAAUUUACUUUAUGAGAAUUAUUUGAAAAUAGUGGAAUUACAAUCUAUAAUUUAAAGAUUGCUGACACAUAAAGAAUAUAUAUUCACCUUUGAACCUAAUGUUAUGAAUCCACCAUUUAAUUUGUAGAAAUUUAGGAAAAUUUUUAGCUAUGGAGAUACUAUAGAUGAAAAAGCUUAAUAAGAAAUCAAAACAAAUUUAUUAGCUGACGUUUAAACAAUUUAAAAUGAAAUAUUGAAAACUUAAAAAAUAGAAGAAGCAUUUGCAGAAAUGGAAAGGAGAUAGAUUGAUAAAAUCUAGUAAUUAGAGAAUACUGUGCUAUAAAAAGUUAAAGAGUACAAAUACAACUGUCUCGAUAUUGAGAUUUUCCAUAAGCUGAAUAAAAAUAAUACCAAAAUACAGAACUUAAAAAAAUUUAUAAACUUUACAAGAUAAGAGUAGAAAUAAGAAGUAGUUGUAGUAGGUAAUAAAGGGAAAAUAUAAAGAAAUAGAAAAGAUCAAUAAAAUAUUUAUGUUGAAGAUAGCUAAAGUAGUUAGUCUUAAUAGAAUAAAAACGAAUAAGGUUAAAUUUAAUAAGAUUUUUAAACAGAUGAAAGCUUAAGAGGAUCUUUUUAAAAUUAAACUUUUACUGAAAGAGACCUGAAAAGAUUAGCGAACAUAAAUAGGGAUAAAUCUGAUUCAAAUAUGAGUGAAAUGAAUGUCAGAAAUAUGUCAGAGGAGGAAAAAGAACUUCUUAUAGAGAAAUUAGCUGGUUCUUUGAAAAAAUAUAUAGGAAAAUCAAAAGAAUUUGAGAAAUAGUAUGAAAAGGCUUUACUGCAAUCUUCUAAUGAUCAAGAAAUGCUCAGAAAAAAAGAAGAAGAGUUAAAUUGUAUUAUGGAAUUACAACAAUAAAUCAAGCAAAAACUUGAAGAUUACGGAGUGCAAAAUAUAGAUGAGUGCUUUUAAACUCUUUAAACAUAGUUGGAAUAAAUCAAAGAACUCAGAUAACUACUUGAAUAGCAAUAAAUUGAAGAGGAAAACACACUAAAAGCAGAUUACUUUUCUAAUCAAAGAUUAAUGCAAAGAUCUUUAGGAUAAUUGUAUUUCUAAACAAAAAAAAAUAAAAUGGUGAAAACUGUUGUUGAAAAGAGCAAUAAAUACAGAAAUCUAAAAAUUCUAAAAUUAUAUCUCAGUCAUUGGAAAUAAUACCAUGUUUUUUCAAAAAUAAGAAAAACAAAAUAAGAAGACUUGCUUUAGAGAGUUUAUGUUGGCUGUUUUUUUGCUUUAAAGUUUAAUGUAAAUAGGAAAAAAGCAUUAAAAUAAUUCUAAGAAAAAUUCGAAAAAGGAUUAGCAGAAAAAGCAUUUAGGAGUUUGUUUAUAUUUUUAGUUUCUAAAAAAAGAGAGAAGCAGGAUGAAAUUGCUGCAGAUGAGAAAUACUCUUUUCUACUUUUGAAGAAAGGUUUCCAAUCACUCUUUUAUAAUCAUCUGCAACAUUCAAAUAGGAGAGAUCCAUUAUAUGAAUAAAAAAUGUAAAUUGCAGAGGACUCUAACAUUAAAUAAAUUUAAAUCAAAGUUCUUUCUCGUUUUCGAGAUGCAUGUGAAAAUUAAAAGUACAAUAAAAAGAAAGUUAUAGCCAUGACUUAAAGAAUACAAUGGGCAAUGCUUAAGUAUAAUUUUAGAGAGUUUAAGCUUGAAGAUAUCAGAAUGAAGAAAUUAACUAGCAGAGCAGACAAGUUUUUAGGAAGAAGAUAAAAGUAUUGGCUUAGGGAAGCAUUUAAUGCAUGGAAAGUUGAUUUUCAUAAUUAUUUAUAUGAAAAAUAAUAAGUAAACAUGCAAAUCUCAAAGUUUUAAUUGUAAAGUGUUUUUAAUACAUUUAAGAGAGGAUAUAAAAUGUCUUGUCAGCAAACUGCAAACAUAUAAAAUUAUUAGAGAAGAAAAGACUUGCUCUUAUACAGCCAAUAUUUUGCAAUAAUUAAAAAGUUUUCUAAAUAAUAAAUCAAAGUAAAGCAAUUUGCUAAAAAUUACAAUACCAAAAAACAGCAAUAAUCUUUAAAAUAAUCGCUUUAAUGCAUGAAAAUACAUACUUAACUGGUAAAAGAGAAAAAAAUACUUGACAAAAAAGUUAAAAAAAUAAUAUUCACAAAAGUUAUACAAAAUUUAAGGUAAGUUUAAAAUACCAAAGUCCUUUAAAAGUAAAAAUUGAAAAAUGUCUUCAAGAUCUAAAAUUCUUAAAAGAUAUUCUUAAUUAAAUAAGCCUUAAAAAAAUGGAACAAAGAAGCUAAUAGAGACAGAAAGCUUGAAAGUGCUUUGAAAUUCUAUUAAAAAAAUCAAUAUUAAAAACAAGGCUACUAAUUUAUAUCUAAUUUAUUACAAAAUGGGAAUAAACUGAAAAAGUAGCUGAACAAUCAGCUUGAUGAAAAAAACAUUCAACUAAUGAGGGAGAAUUAAUACCUAAAUGAAUAAUUAAUAGAAUAACAAAAGCAAAUCUAUUUAAUUAAUGAGGAAUAUUAAUAGCAGGUAGUUAAAUCAGAAUAACUUGCAAAAUAUAACCUAGAGAAAGAUGUUUUAAUUUAGCAAUUAAUCAAGUAAAAUAAUGAUCUCAAAGAGAUUAACAUCCAACUGACAGAAGUUGCUGAGAAAAGAGAAGAAAACAAUUAGAAUUUGGAGAGCAACUUAAACAUCAUCUAAGACGAAUACGAGUAGCAGAUUAGAAACUUAAAGAAUGUCUAAAUCUAAUUCGAUAAAGAAAGAGAUCUGCUAAAUAGCAAUAUCUAAAAUUUAAAUAUUGAGCUCAAUGCAAAAAUAGAAGAAAUAAGUGAGUUUAAAAGCAUAACAGCAGCAAAGAAUGAAGAUUUUUACUAAGAAAUAACCCAACUAAAGAACAAAAUUUUAGCUUAAGAUAAAAUAAUUGCAGAAUACGAAGAGAUGACAAAAAGCUUGUCAAAUACAAACAAAGAAGUAGAGAGCUUAAACAUUCAUCUGAAUGUAAGGGUAGAGUCUUUGCAAGAAAGAAUUUCAAAUUUGCAAAAAGAAUCAGCUAUGCAAGUUUCUUCACUUGAGAAGUAGUUAGAAUUUGCUAACAGAGAGAGAUCAAACUUGAUUGCACAAAACACUUCUCUGAUGAAUUAAAAUAAAACUUUUUAAGCAGAAUUAAAUCAGCUAAAUCAAAACCUAAAAAAAGAGGAGUUUAAAGUCUCUCUUCUCAGAGAGUAAGAUUAUGACAAAACUUCGUAAUUUAUACAGUUGGCCAAAAAUAUUAAUUCACCUAGCAGAAAACAAGCAUCGUCUCCAUUAAGAUUUACUGGAAGACUAAAAACUCUUCCUGAAGAUUCUUUGAUAGAUGAAAGAGUUCUCAAUACAUCUCAUUCAAGAAUAAACACAUUAAUACAAUAAAAAACAGACAGAAAUUUAUUCACUUAACCAAUUACUUAGGAAAAUGGAAUUUAAAAUCCAAAUAACAAUUCUAUAUCAUAAUUUUUCUCCCAUAAGGUUCCCCAAAUGAAUCAAACUUAACAUAAUUCUAUAAAAAAAGAAGUCUCUCCUUUGAGGGAAUAUCUAACUGACAUGAAAUUCAGGGCCUCAGUGUUUAUAAAAACAAUUGACAUGGAUGAAAAAAAUAAAAAAAGCAUAAGAAACUCACCAUAAAAAGGCUGUAUUUCCCCUUAAAAGACCUCAUCACCACAGCUAUAUAAAAGCCAAAGAAAUUUAUAGAAUCAAUCACAAACAAGUGUGAUAAAAGAUGAAAUUCAAAGAAGAUUGAACAAUUUAGACUAUAAAUUUAAUGAGGAUAUCAAAAAAUUUUAAUCUUAGCAAUAGCAGUGA
This is a messenger RNA of Tetrahymena thermophila SB210, 4275 nucleotides long. RefSeq lists its product as hypothetical. The transcript is spliced from 16 exons. Gene Ontology annotation, molecular function: protein binding. The record is from RefSeq and is a predicted model, not a curated record. NCBI's taxonomy places the organism in Eukaryota, Ciliophora, Oligohymenophorea, Hymenostomatida, Tetrahymenidae.